Molecule: messenger RNA, 1950 nt
Organism: Caenorhabditis auriculariae
Lineage: Eukaryota; Metazoa; Nematoda; Chromadorea; Rhabditida; Rhabditidae
Source: the annotation of a GenBank genome assembly
AUGAACUUCUCAAUGGGCCCAUCUUUAUGUGAACUCACUUCAACGUCUUCAUCUGAUUUCUGCGUUGUGUGUGGAGACAAGGCGAUAGGAAAGCAUUAUGGCGCGAUUGCUUGUAACGGUUGCAAAGGUUUUUUCCGCAGAAGGUAGGACAAAAACCAUUGUCCCGAAGGAAAAAAGUUCGUUUAGUGUUUGGCAAAACCUGCAAUACACUUGCCGGUUCAACAAGCAGUGCAACAUCGAUAAAGACCACAGAAACGCUUGCAGAUACUGUAGGUUUCAGAAAUGUCUGGCAGACGGCAUGAAGCCUGAAGGUUAGUUUUUGAAUCCUCUUUAAGAUGGAAAAGAUAACUUUCAGCCAUUCAAAAUGAAAGAGACCGCAUUGGAAGCACAAAAAGAAGAAAACGCAGUGCAGUUAGUUCCGAGAACAAUUCAGACUGUGAAGGAAGCCCGAAUCUAAAAAUGGUCAAACUUUUUGUUUGAAUCAGUGUUUUACAGAUUAUCUUUCAGGAUAACAGUUCUUUGGCUUCACGGAGGUUGAUUGAAAUGCUGAUGGACAUUGAAAACCGGCUUGUGAGCAACCAAAGCAUGAACGCCUUGCUCAGAGACGACAGUGACCAGAGGAAUAGUCGUCAGAGGGCGGUCAAUCAUCUGAUUGGCUGGACCAAUAUGCUUCAUCCCCUGCAAGAAGUUAUCUUCGAUGAUAAGGCAUGUUGCCCUUUCGAUUUCUAACAGAUGAGAAAAAACGGAGUAAAUAGCGAAACCAUUUCACUUUUCAAGUUGGCUUGUUUGCACUUUGAGGAACCAAAACCGCAAUGUUAGACGAAAUAACGUUCACAAAGUUGGAAGUGAUGUGAAAUUGCGUCACAGACCGCGCUCUUUACCGAAUUCUCGUGCAGCGGCGCAAUCUUCAUAGUAUCUCUCUCACGACUCAUCACACCGUUGCAGAAAAACGCUCAAACAAAGCAAAUAAAUAAAAUGUUACCGUAAGAUUACAGAUUCUUCUCCUCAAGAAGUACGCCCCGGCUUUUACGCUACUGGGGACGAUGCAACGAAGCAUCGCUUUGCCGCAUUUAGUGCUGCCCAACGACCAGCUUCUGAGCAUUUCCUCCGAACAAUCACCGGAUGUGAUUUCUGCUCUCACUCGCGUCCUCGAUGAGCUUUUGACCCCUCUCCGUCGUUUGCACACAGAUCAGGCGGAGUUCAGUUGCUUGAAGGUAAUCUGGGACCCGAAUCUUUGAAACACGAAUCUUCUUCAGGCUCUCCUUCUGCUGAGUCCUGACGCCGUCGGCAUCACUCAAGCCUCUCGUGAGAAGCUCCGAGAAGCCCGCGACGCCUUGUUAAAAGCGCUUUUCACUUACCUCAACCAAGCUUAUUCCACUGUUGACGCUUCUUUAAGGUUUUUCCUUUUUUCUCAUUAACCCUUCUGAUCAGAAAGUUUACAGAGUUUCGUCUCUUCUAAUGAUCAUCCCUUCCUUGAUCUCAGUUAGUCAUGUCCUUAUGGAAAACGCCGCUCUUAGUGAGCUAUUUGGACUUGGGGACAGUUCAAAAGACGCUAAUCUCCCUUUAAAAAGGUACAUCAAAAAAGAUUGCUGUUGAUUCUAUGGAUCUGGUUUCAGCGAGUCUCCACUGGUUGUUAUGUCAAAUACUCGGGUACCCGUGACUUUUGCUCAAAGUGUCCAACAGAGUGCGACAUCCCUUCUGUUGAACAAGGACGCUUUGUCGCAGUUUCUUGCCUCUCAGCAACUUCUUCCGAUUCUAUCUGGUUUCACCUCGACUUCGCCGCCGGCAUCCUCGCCAAAUCUCUCGAACUCCGCCGUUUACAGCAACUCGGCCACGGUGAGUGUUUCUUGGCUACCGUAAUCAGCCCGCGAAUAAAACAAUUAACAACUCUUCUUUCAGCAGUUCAACCCGUCUUUGGGCCAGCUGCCAGUGAAGGUCAUCAUUUCUUAA